Messenger RNA from Drosophila eugracilis, 4259 nucleotides. RefSeq names its product polyglutamine-repeat protein pqn-41 (gene ssp6). The transcript has 3 exons. NCBI's taxonomy places the organism in Eukaryota, Metazoa, Arthropoda, Insecta, Diptera, Drosophilidae. Gene Ontology annotation, molecular function: protein binding. The coding region runs from base 390 to 2999 and encodes 869 amino acids. The record is from RefSeq and is a predicted model, not a curated record.
GCUCUCGGCCAGUACCGCUCUGUGUUCUCCCGCUUCCGUUCGGCACCUCCAACGCUCAGUACGGCACCAGGCUUCGACGGAAGUGGAACAAACCAAGCGGAAACAGACUCACGCGACAACAAAACUGAACUCGAAUAUGGAAAACUUUUCCCCUGAACCAAUAUAUAGCACUGAUAAACGCAACUCGGAGUGAACUUUAUGAAUGGACAUGACUAAUUGUAGUCAUCCAAUAGCAGCAUUCGUUGUGUAAACUCCAAAGGUGGAGGUUCCCUUGUUUUCCAAACGAAAGAUUUCAGCAUUUCGGUAUCUGUAUCUGUCGGUGUCUCAUUUGAGCGGCUCGAAUGAUCCGCCUGUAAUUAUGACUGCGUGAAGAAAUCAAUAAGAGGAGGAUGGCCAGCAAGCCCAUGAGCACCAGCUGCCAGAGCAUUGCGACGGCGGCCAGCAGUGCAGCCACCACGGCAGCAGCGGUGUCCAUCUCGGCGUCCAAUGCCACCUCCGUGGGCUCCCUCAUCGCCGCCGCCUGCCAGCAGCAGCAACAUCCUCACCAGCAAUAUACCCAGUCCCAGCAGCAACAUCUUUAUCAGACCCAUCAGCAAUCAUCGCACUAUGUCAAUGGGACCGGCAGUUUGGGAAGGCUCAAGUUCCACAAGAGUCUCGAUGCCAGCGACGAGGAGAUCGAGUAUGCGCAGCUUUCUCGUUCUACCCAUAUCCUGGGCCGUCAUAAGUCGGAGCGCUUACUGGCAUCCAAUCUGGACGAGGACCGAAGACGUCGUACCAUUAUCGUGGAGAAGAAGAACAACUCGUAUGGGUUCACUCUGCAGAGCUAUGGAAUCCAUUACAAACGGGAUGAAGAGCUGGAAAUGAUUACAUACGUGGACUAUGUGGAGUACGGUGGUCCGGCCUAUCGUGCUGGAAUGCGUGAGGGAGAUGUAAUCCUCUCCAUCAACGGCCAGGAUAUGGAGAAGGCGGACCACAAGACCAUCGUCGAGUUUAUUAAGCAAUGUGACACCAGAAUGCGGAUGGUGGUACUCUUCGAGGACUGUGUGAGGAAGGUGGAUCUCCACAUGCGCUAUAUCCAACUACAAAGCAUGUUGCAGCAAAAGAUGAACGAGCUUGAAAGGGUUCACCUAAGGGAGCGGGAGUUAUUGGAGGGCAAGUGGAAGACGCAUAGUUUGCCAGCCCGGAAAAAAGCGACAGCGAAUACUUCACCCAGCGACGGGGAGGGUGUUUCACCCACGGAAGUGGGUGGUGAAACGAGCUUCUAUCGUCCCGCAUUGUCCACCGAGGAUGUGCCAAACAUAGCGACCCGCCAUCAGGGAGUAGGUGGACCAGGAAUCAUACCACCUCCAGCUCAAUUUAUGCUCACCUAUCACUACUUGGAUCCCACUUACCGGUACGUUCUGCGACCCACCCACGGCAGCUCAGAGGAUUUUAUAGAUGGCCUGGGACUGCAGAGGAGCAGCAGUGACCACCAGCAACCGACACAGCGUUAUAUUCUCCAGCGAACUGAAUCCGUGGAUACAAAUACUAUGACUCAACCAACAACCACGGCACCUACCCAAUAUCACAGCACCACUGGGGGAUCCGUGAAGCCACCGGCACCUCCACCUCGCACCUGUGAAAAGCACAAGCCCCCCGCUAAACCACCAAAAACAGAGAAAGAGAAGUCCUCCGGGAAACAUUGUCAUGUGGGACACUCGUGUAAUCCUUGCUUAGGUCACUUUCGUUGGAAGUCGGCUGAGAAAUCAGCGGUUCCGGCGCCAGAUAAUGUAAGCUUGGAUGCCUAUGAUCUAGCCAGCCCCUGCUGCGAUACGCAUUGUGUACCAACAAGGAGACGCCAUCGCCAGCACAAGGAGCAUACGCAUAAGCACAAGCACCGGGAGAGAGAAAGGGUAGAAAGCAAGGAGCAGAGGGUCAGACCCAAGUCCACUUCCCAUGCCUCACCCAAUGCCAAUGCAGCUGGAGGAAAUGCAGGAUCUGGGCAUCACCAUCAUCAUCAUCAUCACCAUCACAGUCACGAUCAGCAGCAACAGCAGCAUCAUCAGCAACAACAACAGCAAAUCCAGCAACAGCCAAUGCAAGCUGUUCCCCACCAUCAUCACUAUCCCCACCAAAUGCAAAAUCCCUGCCAGGUGCAAUCGCAAAGUGGCAGCACCCGAUCACGGUACUUCGACUUGGCAUCCGGAUUGGCCAGCCAUUGUAGCUUACACUCCUGCACCUCUAGUGAGUUUGCUACAGGGGAUACCGCUUCUUACACCACUUCCAUCAGCACUGAUACACUGUUUUGGGACCCCAAAAGUGAGACGGGCCAAUCCCGACAGCACUCCACAAAGUCAAGGCAGUCCUAUGAGCAGCAACCACAACAGCAACAGCAACAGCAGCAGCAACAGCAGCAGCAACCACCACACCAGGCACACCACCACCAUCAUCGUCAUCAGGGGGACUACCAACGAUAUCAUGUGACCACCACCCAAGUGCAGCCCCAGCAAAUUUAUCCCAAUACUAUAGCUUACGUACAAAAACCCAAGUCCUGGGACAAUCUAGCCAACAAGACGGGAUAUAAUGUGGGUUACGGGUACCUUGACACAGUAGCCGUAAAGCCAGCCAUAAAAAUGCAGAUUGCCCAGCAGCGACACUCGAUGCCGCGAAGGAAUCCAUACGGGAGAUACUCCACUUACGGGGAUGUGGAGAACUAUGCACCACCGCCUACCGAAUUUGUGGGCGAGCUGACCACGACUACAACCACAACGAUUACGGCGAAGUCCACGGAAGAGCUGCUAGCAGCUUGCGAUUGCUUGACUCCCCAGCAACAGGCUGCUAUCAAGGCGGCGCAGUACCAGCUCAGUCAAAAUCAGAAGCUGACCCACCAGAACUCCUGUCAGAUGGGAUACUAUUCCCACCUGCCACGUCCCACCACCGAUGUUGGCACCUCCACCACCAGUCAACAGGUGCACGGGGCAGGAGAUGUCCAGACCACUUCUGAAGCAACUAGGUUGUAGGUAAACGCGUCUAGGCCACAAGGAAAUCCAACCAGGAACCGUCUCAAGAAUAUUAAGAGUGCACUAAGAGCUGGAGAAGUUUUAAACAUUUACCAAUUGGGUUUAAAUGAGUUUUUGAAUGAGUAUAGAUCGAAAUUAUUAAAAGCUAGUACAUAUUUUCAAAGGAAAAUAAGGAUGUAAGGUCGGCGGAAUAUGGAUAUCGAAUCGAUAUGAAUAUUAAAUCUAAUUAAAAAUUGUAACCUUUAAUAGUCUGUUGAUUUGACUAUCAAAUUAUACGAAAUUAUCAAAUUUUUUUAACCAAUGUGGUAAAAUUUAGUAACUUAAAAGAAAGAAAACUUAGUUAAUUAAAUAUUUUAGAAUUUUACUUUAGAAGUAAUUAAAGAUUUAGAUAAUUACAUAAUUUGUAUCCAUAUUACGUCAAAGGAUUAGGAGGAAUUAAAAGGAGGAAGUUAAGAUUUUAGUACAUAUUUUAAUCUAUACUCAUUUAAAUUAAUUUAAACUAUUGCUAACUUAGUUUAACCACUCAUUCGUGCAUUCACAGUCCGCUCCAUUCGCGUCUUCAUAACCGAACAUCGAACUCAUUUGGAAUGGUAACCAAAGCCAAAUUUUAAAUAUUUAACUCAAACAGACAAAAAUCAACACAUAGCUUAACUAAUCAAGUAGAUGUACAGUGAGUUUCAUAGAUGAAAGAUACAUAUUUAGCAUCCAAAAACCGCAGGACAAUACACAGAGAUAAGCCCUAGAGAAGAUACUUCUAAGAGUAGAUGAUUCAGAAAUUGGUACACCUUAAGAAUAUAUAGAAAAUUAACAUUGUAGCUAUCUUAUAUGUAUGAAACUCACUUUAUAUAUAUGAGAUAUAACUAGGACGCAUUGAGGUUUAGAUUUUUGGAUUUAUUGAAAGACUGAAAAGCCACGCGCAUAUUCCAAAUUAGAGAAAAAUCUGGCGUCUUGUAAUGAUAGUUAGAGGAUUCUAUAUAUAUCUGUGUAUGCCAUAUAAUAUGGUUAACCUAUCAUGCAACUAGAUACUGUUUUACAUGUAGCAUAUACACACAUAUAUAUUUAUUGUAUACUGUAUCCGAACAAUGUAAUUUAUUUCAUUGUGAUAGUGAAAGAGCAGGCACUAAAAACAGCAACAAUUUUAGUCGCAAUUUUAUCAUGCAACCAACCAAAUAUAAUUUAAAGCGCUUUUAUGUAAUGCGAAAUGUAAAUGUUAUUGUACUUUAUGUAUUGCAAUAAAACUCAAAAAAUGUGUUCAUGUAG